Messenger RNA from Hippopotamus amphibius kiboko, 384 nucleotides. Its product is annotated as small nuclear ribonucleoprotein G-like. Lineage: Eukaryota; Metazoa; Chordata; Mammalia; Artiodactyla; Hippopotamidae. The record is from RefSeq and is a predicted model, not a curated record. Gene Ontology annotation, cellular component: precatalytic spliceosome; catalytic step 2 spliceosome; U4 snRNP. Gene Ontology annotation, biological process: mRNA splicing, via spliceosome. The coding region runs from base 1 to 384 and encodes 127 amino acids. Gene Ontology annotation, molecular function: RNA binding. The transcript has 2 exons.
AUGGUUACACAAGCUGUGAAUGUACUUCUUAAUGCCACCAUUAAAAAAUGGGUAAAAUGGAAGGCAUCUUUGCGCUCACUGAAUAAACACUCUUCUAAUAAACUUAAAAAUUUUAUGAAGUUAUCAUUGAAAUUAAACGGUGGCAGACAUAUCCAAAGAAUACUGCAGGAAUUUAAUCCUUUUACGAAUCUUGUGAUAGAUAGAUGUGUGGAGAUGGCAACUACUGGGCAACAGAGCAAUAUUGAAAUGGUGGUAAUAUGGGGAAAUAGUAUUAUCAUGUUAGAAGUCUUGGAACAAUCUGGGCUCCGGGUUCGGGUCGCCCGGAGGCCCGACACCCCACAGUCCUGUAUCCAUACGAGGGGCGACAGCCCAACUCCAACAUAG